Messenger RNA from Argentina anserina (silverweed cinquefoil), 1774 nucleotides. RefSeq lists its product as uncharacterized. The record is from RefSeq and is a predicted model, not a curated record. The coding region runs from base 48 to 1412 and encodes 454 amino acids. Gene Ontology annotation, biological process: regulatory ncRNA-mediated gene silencing. The transcript has 4 exons. Lineage: Eukaryota; Viridiplantae; Streptophyta; Magnoliopsida; Rosales; Rosaceae.
CUACAUCACAAUUCAGUUUGCUAAGCAAAAUCCCUACACCCCCAAAGAUGGCCGGAGGUAACCACCCCAAGGGCCCACCUCACAAGCCUUCCUCCUCCUCCAACCGCAAAUCCCGCUGGGAAUCCUCCCCCUCCACCACCACCAACAAACACCCCCACCACCCACCCGACCCCAAACCCUCCGCCAGCCCCGCCAAUCUCAAACACCCUCCCGGCUCCUCCGCCGCCUUCGGCCCGCCUCCUCCCCCCGUCUACGGCUUCCACAACCUCGACCGCCGCACCAUCGUCCUCGCCGACGGCUGCGUCCGCUCCUACUUCGCCCUCCCCCCGGACUACCAAGACUUGCCUCCCCCGCAUAUCGACCCCUCCGCCCGGUUCCUGCCUUUCGGCCCCGCCCCGGACUACUGGAACUCGCCGAUGAAGAGGAAGCUGGAGGAAGACAGUGGAGAGCAAUUGGCCAAGCGGCGGCAUCAGUUGGUCCAGUUGGGCAACCCGAACGUGUUUGGGGCGGGUCCGAGCAGCCCGUUUCGGGCCCAGUCCAGGAGUGGUGAUGAUCCGAGGGCUUCCAAGUACAUGCGGACUGGUGGAGGUUAUGACAAGUGUGGUCAGGUUGACCAGGCUGCAUUGAAGAAGGCGUUUCUCUACUUUGCCAAGGUGAUUAAUGAGAAUGGAGCGCAGAAGAAGAUUUACAUUGAGGAUGGGAAGCAGGGCCGGCUUAAUUGCCUUGCUUGUGGCACUACUGGCAGGUCUGCAAAAGAUUUUCCGGAUAUGCAUAGUCUCAUCAUGCACAGUUACAACACAGACAAUGCGGACAUUUGUGUGGAUCACUUGGGCUUACACAAGGCUUUGUGUGUUUUAAUGGGGUGGAACUACUCAAAGCCUCCUGAUAACUCAAAGGCAUAUAAGUUCCUUUCCGCUGAUGAAGCAGCAGCAAAUCAAGAUGACCUGAUAAUGUGGCCACCCAUGGUGAUAAUUCAUAAUACUCUUACAGGAAAGAGUAAGGAUGGCCGCAUGGAGGGUUUGGGCAAUAAAGCGAUGGAUAGUUAUAUACGAGAACUCGGGUUUGGGAGCGGCAAGUCAAAAUCCCUGUACGGUAGAGAUGGUCAUUUGGGAACAACUAUAAUCAAGUUUUCGGCUGACGAGGCGGGCCUGAAGGAGGCCUUGCGAAUGACAGAAUUUUUCGAGAAAGACAAUCACGGACGCAGGGCUUGGUAUCAUGUUCAACCCCUCACGAUUGGCAAUAAGGAUGAUGAGAACAAUCCAUAUCUUGUGAAGUUCGAUGAGAAGACUAGGGAAAAGAAGCGAGUCUUUUAUGGGUACCUAGGAACUGCUUCUGACCUCGAGAAGGUUGAUUUUGACACGAGAAAGAAGGCUGGCAUUGAAAGCUGGAGAGAAUUCAAACCUCCCAAGUAGGGUCCUGUGAGUUCCAAGUGAUCUCAUGGUUUGGAAAGUACUGAAAGCUUUUUAUGGGCAUCAUUCUCUACAGUCAGGAGGUGUGUAGCCUAAUUUAAAUGCCUACCUGUUCUUGUUGAAAAUGUAAUGGCGAAUUUUAGGUGGUUUCCAGCCAAGGUCCAGCUUUCAGUAUUGAUUCAGACAUAAGCGUAGAAGUUCACAUCAAGAGAUAGAUUGAUUGCUACUUGUUUGGUUCUGAACAACUAGUCAUCCAAUGAUCAGAGCAAAUAAUACAGUAGCAUAGCUGCUGAAAUUAACUUUGGAUGAGCUUGUAUAACAUUUUCUUCCCACCAUUUUAAUGGAAUGAGAAGGGUGUCGGUUGU